This is a messenger RNA of Tribolium castaneum (red flour beetle), 2666 nucleotides long. RefSeq names its product probable multidrug resistance-associated protein lethal(2)03659. The coding region runs from base 337 to 2574 and encodes 745 amino acids. The record is from RefSeq and is a predicted model, not a curated record. Gene Ontology annotation, cellular component: membrane. Gene Ontology annotation, molecular function: ATP hydrolysis activity; ATPase-coupled transmembrane transporter activity; ATP binding. Gene Ontology annotation, biological process: transmembrane transport. Lineage: Eukaryota; Metazoa; Arthropoda; Insecta; Coleoptera; Tenebrionidae. The transcript is spliced from 5 exons.
AUAGAAAAACCCAAAACCCAACUCAAGCCCCUUCACUGCACCGCUUGCUGUGACUAUUUUGCUCUUUUGUUUCGUACUUGCCGGGCAUCGGCGACUUGAUCGCCCCUAAUACCGACAUCUUGCGCCAUUAUUGCCUCCAAGUGUCACUUCAGCCCGGAUUUUCAUUAUUGUUCCGGGAUUUUCGGUGCACGAGCGGGAUUCUGGGGCGGACGAGCAAAUUGAGGCCGCUGGUCAUACGUUUCUCAUAUGAUUUGCGCGAAUUCGGCCCGAGUUGCUGUUACGUAACCCGUGCUGGUUGUUAAGUGUAUUCCAACCGACUAAAUUUAAUUAAAUAAAAUGUUCGCCUGCGCUAGAUUGAUCGCCCCCGCCGCCAGGAGCGCCCUUAUUUCAAACUCUAAAGUAUACUUAUGGCCAUUGAGCACCGCCCUCAGCCAAAACCCAUCAUUAGUCCAGAGUCCUGUCGUUCAGCAACACAAACAAGCCACACUUCUCCCAGCAGUGAGGAGUUUCCAGACCACCCCAGUGUCCAGGGACAUCGAUUCAGCUGAUAAAUUUAUUGGUGCAGGCGCUGCCACAGUAGGAGUAGCUGGAUCAGAUUGUAGCCGAACCAAAGCAAAAAUGAACAAGAGUUCUUCUCUAAAGGAUUCUAAGGAUUCAAAAAAGGCGCUGUGCGAACUGGAAAGUCAUAAAUUCCCCACAAUCAAAAAGACAGUUACGUUUGUGGACAAGACCCUGUUUAUCAAAUGUGUUUUAAGUGAUGCUAGGAAAAUAGUACUACUAACGGCGCCUAGAUCUUUUGGAAAAACUACCCUCAUGGAUAUGUUGAAGCAGUUCCUACUAGGAAAAACCGAUUUAUUUAAGAACUUAAAGAUUUGUACUGAAGAAACACAAUUUUUUUCAAAGCACUGCAGAUCUCAUCCUGUGAUACAUAUUGAUCUCGGGAGUGUUCGUGGUAGCAGUUUUGCUGAAGUUAAGCACAAAUUGGCGUUGGCUAUAAAUCGUGCAUUCGAAGAACAUUCACACCUGAUGAAGACGACUGAUGAUGGUACCUUAGCUUGGGCAAGUGACAAGUUACACAUUUCUAACUUAAGUAUAGCAAGAUUUGAAAAAUUUUGCAAUAGUGAAAAAUGCAUCAUGUUAAGUGAAGCUGAUUUGGAAGAUAGCUUAAAAUUUUUAUCGAAAGUUUUAUAUACACAUUAUGAGGAAAAUGUUUUCAUACUCAUCGAUGAGUACGAUGCUCCUGCGGUAGGCCUGGUAUUUAGGUCUUUUCCGAAUAAAGAUGACAUUCGAUUAAUUCAUGAUUUUUUAAAAGAUUUCAUGGCUACUACGCUGAAAUUCAAUGAUUUCAUAGAACGCUCAUUAAUUUUUGCUUGUGUUCGGUUGGCCGGAGCCUUCUCAGGGGAUGCAGCAAGAGUUAUAACACAUUAUCCGUUCCUAAGUGAUUUUCGAUACGCACCGUACUUAGGAUUUACGGAUGAGGAGGUAAAGCAGCUACUUGAGCUUCCAGAAGUUAAAGCUGCUUGUGGGAAAGUAACAUUCGAAACAAUUACGAAAUGGUAUGACGGAUAUAUGGUAUCUAAUAGCCCAUUGAAAAUAUUCAGUAGCUGGUCAGUCUUGAAACUUUUGGAAGGCGUUUAUACAACCGGGUCGCUCAAAUAUUCCUCUUUCUGGGUUGAAACAGGUCAUGUAGAAAAUCUGAGGGAGCUGUUUGCGGAACCUUCAGUUCGAAAAAAAAUUGAGGAACUUAUUUCUGAUAGUGAAGUUAAGAUAAGAAGAGUUCCAUCAGUCAGUGUCCAACAUCUAAAGAGAUUACAGCAACUGAUUUCUUUAGAGUUUGAUGAAAUAUCGAAGGAUAAUGUGGAGUUAUUUUUGCAAUUCUUGGCUGAUUCUGGUUACUUUAAUAUAUUAUUGUCAGUUGAUAAGAAAACAGAUAAAAUUGAAACAAACACCGAAUAUGAAAGAGGGGCUGACUCGACAUUUUCUGUUUUAAAAAUACCUAAUUUUGAAAUUAAGCAACAUCUCAGCAACCUUUGCUAUAGUGAAACACUGGCAGUUAUAUCUGAAUUCCACUUGAGAACUACAUCUAUUAAAAAUUAUAUAAGUGCUCUGAAAUUAGUAUUAGAAAGUACAAGUGAGAAGGCAUUUGUUGAUCUUGCAAACGCCGUAUUAGUAUUACUCUCUGAAUCACAGGGGAUCAUGAACGAAAAAGAACUUCAUCACAUCUUGUAUACUCUGGUAUAUGACUCCAGAUACUUCGAAAUACGCAGUGAGGUCCAGAUCAAGAAAAAAAGAAAAGGACCAGGGAUAGCCAAUACCUUAGAUAUGGUGAUAACCAGUAAGGACGUUGGAAUCAUUUUUGAAUACAAAAUGAAUUCCAAGUCUGCAGAUGAAGCUUUAAAACAAAUUUUUAAGAAGGAAUAUUACACUAUAUUUGAUGAACCUGACUAUAAAUACAUUUCAAAAAAGAUUUACGCUGGUUUGACAUUCGAGAGAAAGGAGAAGAAAGUUCUUAUAACAUAUCAAGUUGGAACUGAAGGAAUCAGUAAAUCUGUCUCUAGUGAUACAAAAUUAUAAUUUAUUAUGUUAAAAAAAUUAAUACUUAUUUUAUUAUUCUGCUAAUGAUUUGUUUAUAGUGUUAAUAAUAAAAUUCUAUUUAAAUUUCCAAA